Rotaria sp. Silwood2 is the source of this 1797-nucleotide messenger RNA. The record is from the annotation of a GenBank genome assembly. Lineage: Eukaryota; Metazoa; Rotifera; Eurotatoria; Philodinida; Philodinidae.
AUGGGCUGCAAUGAAACCAAAAUUCGUCCAUCUGUUGCCAAUGUUAGUCAACCUAAUGAUGUUAAACGUAAAUCAGAAACAUCGAAUAAAUUGAAUGAGCAGUGUUCAUUACCUGUAGUUUCAAAUGUAUCUAUCGAUCUGUCGCCUAGAGACAACAAUGCAUUCUCAACAACUGUUUGCCAACAGCGACAAGAGGCUAUUGAUAAUAUGACCUAUAGGAAAGCCAUCGAUACAUGGCAAUUUUCAUCAAUCGAAGAACUUAUUAGUUCUAUUCAAGAAUUAUCUGCUCAUGAAAAUCAAAUUGAUCGAGCUUGGAUCAUUUUCUAUUGGAUCAGUCAAAAUAUCAGCUAUAACACUGAUGCCUUUUUUAGCAACCAAAUUGAAGCACAAGAUGCUCAUACUAUAUUUCAAAGUGGAAAAGCAGUUUGUGAAGGUUAUGCAUCAUUAUAUGCUGAAUUAUGUAAUAGAACUGGAAUUCAAUGUCGUAAAGUAAGUGGCUAUGGAAAAGGAUUUGGAUUUGAUGUGCGUCAAACAAGUUUCGAUAAAACAAAUCAUGCAUGGAAUAUUAUUACACUUAACAAUGGUCAUUCAUAUUUUGUCGAAUCAACAUGGGGUUCGGGUCAUGUUGACCAUUCAACACAUCAAUAUAAAAAACAAUUAGUUCCUUAUUAUUUUUUAUGCCGACCAGAACAUAUGAUCUAUAAACAUCUACCUAUAGAUGAUGAAUGUCAACUUCUUGCACAUCCACUAACAAUAAAACAGUAUUUCACAUUACCUAAUACAUAUCCAGCAUUUUUUACAUUCGAUUUGGAUAUUAUUUCACCUGUUCAUUCGGCUAAAGUCGAUCUGAUCAAAGAUGAAUCAUAUGGAUUGAUACUUAUUCGAACAUCCAAGAAUAAUGUCGAAUUAUCUGGUUCUUUAGAAGAUGAAACAGGUAACAAAAUUCAAGAUGGGCAUUUUAUUUAUUUAGAUAAGAAAGAUCAAACAUUAUGGCGAUGUCAAUUUGCUCCACCAAAACCUGGAAAAUACAAUAUCUUCAUUUUUGCCGGAGAAAAAAAUAAUCAAAAUGAAUCCUUUUCGGCUGCUGCUGUGCAGUUUGCUUUCGAUGUCGAUCAUCUUCCAUCGCCACCUAUUUCAUAUCCUCAUAUUUGGUCAUACUUUUUUAAUUAUGACAUAGAAAUCGUCAAACCAAUGAAUUCUCGUUACAUUGAUUGGUCAUCAAACACCAAUAUCAACUACUGUGAAAUUCAAGUUCGUUCACCUGAUGAUGUUCGUGUUUCCGCGGCAAUAAAAGAUAGUUCUGCAGGUACGAACGUCAAAAAUGGUACAUUAGUCAAUUUUGAUCAUGAAACAAAUGUUUGGCAAUGUCUUUUUGCUCCAUCAACUGCUGGUGUUCUGUUCGAAUUAACUCUAUUUGCUCAACGUCAGCAUGAAAACGAAUCCCAUUCUGUUGUUCAAUUUGUUUUACAACCAAUUCCAUCUGAUGCUCUGAAAGAAUUCAUGACAUUUCCUGAAAUUUAUCUUCCAUUCUAUAAUACGAGAUGUCACCUAAUGGAACCACUGAAUGGUAUUCUUCAAAGUGGUUCUACCAUUCAUUUUCGCUGUCGAAUUCCAGGUGCGCAAGAAGUUAAUAUAACUGUCGACGAUAACUGGAUUGAAGGUGAUGCAUGGAAGCCAGAUGAAAAUGAUGUAUUCAAUGGUGACAUUCAAGUUGGACAAAAAGAAGUUGCUAUAUAUGCCAAGUUUAAUGAUGAGAACAGUUCAUAUCAAGGACUUUUGAAAUAUACUGUAUUCUAA